AUGAUAAUAAGUUCAAAAUGUUCAAAAGUUACGUCAUCUGAACAUCGAGCUAAAAUAUUAGACACAAUUAAAAUAGCCAAGCAAAUAUCCACGAUAAAAACAAAAACCGAUGAAUUAAAAAAACCCAUCGAGAUGAAACUGUAUCCACCAAUAAUGAAAAAUAUGGAAAUAAACAUCAAUUUCGUCAAUAAUCCUUCACUGGAUAUUGAUACAGCUAACAAAUUACAAUCAAAAUAUGAGAAAACCUUAGCUCAUUCAAAAAUUGAAAUAUUAAAAUUAAUAAUAACAAAAACUGAACAUGAAAUCGAUAAACUAAAUGAACAAAUAAUAGAAGAAGAACAAAUAAAAAACAAUAAAAAGAAAUACCACAGAAAUAUGAAUCCGUCAUCAAAGCUUUAG
Didymodactylos carnosus is the source of this 399-nucleotide messenger RNA. Lineage: Eukaryota; Metazoa; Rotifera; Eurotatoria; Philodinida; Philodinidae. The record is from the annotation of a GenBank genome assembly.